Messenger RNA from Neopelma chrysocephalum (saffron-crested tyrant-manakin), 376 nucleotides. RefSeq names its product SRSF protein kinase 3-like. Gene Ontology annotation, biological process: spliceosomal complex assembly; regulation of mRNA processing. Lineage: Eukaryota; Metazoa; Chordata; Aves; Passeriformes; Pipridae. The record is from RefSeq and is a predicted model, not a curated record. The transcript has 3 exons. The annotation marks the transcript as partial.
CUCCCCAAGAGCCCUCUGUGCCCCCCAGGCCUUCGAGCUGGCGACGGGGGAUUAUCUGUUCGAGCCACACUCGGGGGAGGAGUACAGCAGGGACGAGGACCACAUCGCCCACGUGAUCGAGCUGCUGGGGGACAUCCCGCGCCACGUGGCCCUGGGGGGGAGAUAUUCCCGGGAAUUCUUCAACCGCAGAGGUGAGCUGCGGCACAUCCGGCACCUGCGGCCGUGGGGGCUGCGGGCGGUGCUGCAGGAGAAAUACGAGUGGCCCCGGGGCCCCGCGGCCGCCUUCGCCCGCUUCCUGCGGCCCAUGCUGGCCUUCGAGCCCGCCCGCAGGGCCACCGCACACCAGUGCCUGCAGCACCCCUGGCUGAGACCGUAA